AAGUCUCGGAACGUGGAAGGGUGAGUGCUCCACGAUACGGUGAAGUGAUGGCAGAGGAGCAAAAUGUCAACAUGCCAAGUGCGUUCUCGGCCGCAGCGCAGCCAGAAAGCGUGGACGACUUCGCCUUCGAGCUUCCGGCUGAGCUACUCGACGUCUCCUUCGUGCUGCCCGACGAGCCCAAACCGAGGCCUGCCGAAGAUCCUGAGCCAACCCCCGAGCAAAAGAAGCUACGAAAGAAAAAAAGCAAGAACCGAGCUGCCAAGCCUGUGCUGCGUUCGAGCCGUGGUCGGGAACUUAAGACCACCGUGCAUUACAGUAUUGCAAAAUUCAAGGCAGACGAGAAGCCGUGGACAGUACCUGAACGUAAACGCCUGCUGGCUGCACUGAAGGCUCAUGGAAGCAGUGACGUGAACAAGCUGGCCAAGGCUGUUCGCACGCGAAGUGUUGCUGCUGUCAGCCACUUCUUGUUGGAGCGCCGGCGCUUGAAGGAUCGCAUCGUGAUCCAGGGCCCAGCUGGCAACAGGGCUGCAUACGCGACUCGCAUUUUGCGCAGAGCUCUGAAUGUGAUACGGCGCCGCUAUGACCGCUCGAAAUUACUCCCACAGGUAGUGGCUGCCUGUGAGCAGCAACCAUUUCCCGAGCCGACGGAGGACUCCACCAAAGAGCUGCCCCAGUUUGAGCAUAUCUACCAGACGAUUCGUGACGUGAUGGAAAACAACGUGCCAGCUGCAUUGGGAGAGUGCGAGCUCUGGAUAACGCAUCGUCUGCUGUGGACCAUACGGAACAUUGUCAACACGCUCGACCUGGACUCUUCGAAGGAGGCUCUGUACCAGGCUCUCCGCUGGGCGGCUGCACAGCCUGCUGAUGGCUACUCAAAGCCCACUGGCCAGGAUGACGAGCAAUGCCAGGUUUUGCCAUCUGAGGACACUAUGAGGCGAAACAUGAACUUCCCCAGCAUGAAGGAGCGAAAGGAUGGCCUGAAGUCUUCGUGGAACCCGCUCCGGAUGCCCACAAAUGUCAUCCAAGUUCAGUGGGCUGCGAUCCAAGAGUAUCUAGCCCAGAACCCCUCCCGUCGUGAAUGUGUCGAGCGUUUGCUUCCGAAUGAGGAAAUUCCAUCAACUUCCUCUGCCACUACUGCCAGCAACACUAUUUCCGGCAAGGCCGUGGCCGCUCGCAAGAAGACGGAUUCGCGGUCUUUGGAAACAUUCAAUGUUUGGAAGAACUGAUCUUGCUGCAUUCCAAGAGGCCAACGAUUGCAAGUAUGACAUGUGGCCGUUACCACGUAUGCCAUUCUCCCGGACAUGACUAGCACAAGAAGUGUGAACUUUCAACUUUAUUUCAGACUUUAUUUUGUUUUAUUUGGCCUAGAUCACAACACCAAUAAAUAAUUUGUGAUAUUUGGUGGAAUUUUAUAUAAGAGUUCUUUGUUUUUGUGCUGUUUCCUAAAAAGACAGGAGCAGGUGCUUAAAUUUAGGGACUGUCUGUUUAUAGUGUAUAAGGUACCAAUGUCAGAUGGCAAAAGAUAGGGUGUGUGUGGGAAAUGCAAAAGAAACAAGAGAAGUCAAGUAAUGUAAGUGCACAAGUACUGUGCGACCUUUACCGUAUUUGCUCGUGUAAUGAAAACUUUCUUUAUAUUUUUUUUUUUCAGAAAACUUGGCGCCAGUUUGGAGGAAGGUUCAUUAAAAAUUCUAGCAACAAAAAUCUGGCUGUCCGAUCGCUGCGGCCCUUCAGUUAAGUUGGUGAACUAGAAGCCUCUAAACUUAUCUAAGAACUGCGCUUUCCACAAGUGGGAAACUGUCCUUGUUUUAGCUCGCGAAAUGCGCAAUAAACCUUUUGGGUUAGCCGAAGCUCUUCUUGUUUCUCCUAGUAAAAAACCUGCACGAAUCAACACUGAAUUAAUGCUGUUCAGCAGCUCGGUUCUCAUGCCCCAGCGCAUGCGCAAUCAACUUUAAGUUUAAAACUGGCCAUGUAGCUAGCAUACUGACCGGUUGCACCUUGCACAGCAGGUGUCCAGCAAUGUUCACUAGGACAAACCCGGCAACAAAAGUGCACCACUGGAUGGUAGUGCACGCAGCAGAGCGCCAGAGUCAAAGCUCACUAUUCGUAGCGAGAUCGGGCUAUAGGUGGCAGUGGCAGCACUGUUUCCUAAUAGUGUGGAUAGGCAGUUCGCAGCGCAUUUACGAUUCCGUGCAUUGUCUCUUAUUUGCAUGCGAUAUGAGCCGUUUGUUGGCGAAUAAAAUGCGUUGACUGCA
This is a messenger RNA of Rhipicephalus microplus (southern cattle tick), 2252 nucleotides long. RefSeq lists its product as uncharacterized. The record is from RefSeq and is a predicted model, not a curated record. NCBI's taxonomy places the organism in Eukaryota, Metazoa, Arthropoda, Arachnida, Ixodida, Ixodidae.